Molecule: messenger RNA, 2387 nt
Organism: Piliocolobus tephrosceles (Ugandan red Colobus)
Lineage: Eukaryota; Metazoa; Chordata; Mammalia; Primates; Cercopithecidae
Gene: NQO2
Product: N-ribosyldihydronicotinamide:quinone dehydrogenase 2
Exons: 7
Coding region: 1587-2282 (231 amino acids)
Cellular component (GO): cytosol
Molecular function (GO): NAD(P)H dehydrogenase (quinone) activity
Source: RefSeq, a predicted model, not a curated record
CAGGGCACUCCUGAGCCUCCCAGCUAAUGAUGAGGUCAUUCACUCUCCUCUCGUUUUCCUUUAAGAUAAUCCCUUUCCCGACCCGCCGUUUUGGCUCACAGCCCUACUUAAGUUACAGCCUACUUCUCACUGCCAAGCGUGGGUGUCACUGCCGGCUUGGGGAGCGUGGAUCUUAUAAACUUGCCUCAUCGGGAGGCUUUAAGGAGUGACCUCCAGGGACUAGACAAGUAGCUUGUUCUUCACAAUCGGUGCCCUCCCAAGAACAUCCAGGGUUUCAGCCUCAGUGCUAAGACAACUAUGUCUCUCCCUGACAUGUGCUCGCUGCUGGUAAUUCUAGGGAAAGCAGAGGGCUGUGCAGGUGCCCCUGCCCCUAGGCUAGGAGAGCUGGCAAAUGCCUAGAGACCCAAAGGCCUCAUCCUCAGGGAGGCCAGCUCUUCUGUUUUAGUAAUAUUUUAUUGUGAUUUACAGUGCAACUGACCGGUUCAAACAACACCACCUGUAUUCAUAAACUUUCUUUUUCCUUUCCUUCCUCACUGCCCAGCUUUAAGUUCAUUCUUGUAAGUGUUGCUGGUGUCAGGAUAGGAACCUCCCUGCACUUGGAAUGGAUGAAUGUGACCUCUCCCACAUUCUCCGGUGCUGUGAUGUGCCUUAAACACACCAAGGUGCUUGGACACAAAGCCUGUGCCUGGAGCCCUUAUGCAGUUUCAGACUGACAGGCCGUAACCCUCCCUACAGACUCAGUGCCAUUGUAAAUGUUUCUGCCUGGAAAAUACAUGAACACAAAUAUCUGCAGUUGGCAAACCACCACCGUCUUGCAGCCCCAAGAGAGCCUCAGGAAUCCAGAUUUCUUUGAUAUUUCUGCUCCCUGUCCUUGGUGCAUAGCUUCCAUCCCCAGGACGACCCACAGUCCAGCGGGGAAGAGAGCCAGGGACAAAGCCAGAGGAACUAGCUCCCGCACCUCCUAGCCCCAGCUGAGUUAGCUUCUUGAGGCUGUUUCCUGGAAGCCCUGCUGUCACUUCUGCGGACACCUCACUGGCCGUCUCCACUGCAAGGCAGGCUAGAAAGUGUAGUGUCUCUCCGGACGCAUGGAUUCCUGGAAUCAAUUCAGGGUCUGUCCUUAGGGAACCAGAGUGACGAUGUUCAGCCACCAAAGAUGCAGGUUCCCAGCUGUCCAGUGAAGUCAAGAGAACGGGGAAGGGUUUGAACUCACCUUUGGGUAUUUGGAGUGGUCAGAGCUGUCUGACUCCUUCUGGGGUGGCAGUGCCCCACUCUGUGAAGUCCCAUGCCUGCCCCCAACUCAGCUUCAGCCACAAUGAUGUAACUUCUUUUCCUUUCUGUCCACAGGGCACCUGGCCUGGGUGGAGCCCACUCCUCUGCACCCACCUCACUUCUUGCAGUAUUCUGCACACCCCAGCCCUAUGCCUGGGCUCCCGGAUAGCUGGAGGUAGAGAGCAGGCCCUGGAAGAUGCUCAUUCAGGCCGUGCUCAAGAUUCUAGUCCUGAUUGCUGGGCUCGUGGAAGAGAGACUGUACGUGAAAGCCCCAGCCACCCACCAAAUCAGAGAGAAAGAAUCCGUCUUCUUACGCCAUGGCAGGUAAGAAAGUACUCAUUGUCUAUGCGCACGAGGAGCCCAGGUCUUUCAACGGAUCCUUGAAGAAUGUGGCUGUAGAUGAACUGAGCAGGCAGGGCUGCACGGUCACAGUGUCUGAUUUAUACGCCAUGAACUUUGAGCCGAGGGCCACAAGGAAAGAUAUCACUGCUGCUCUUUCUAAUCCUGAGGUUUUCAAUUAUGGAAUGGAAACCUACGAAGCCUACAAGCAAAGGUCUCUGGCUGGCGACAUCACUGAUGAGCAGAAAAAGGUUCGGGAGGCUGACCUAGUGAUAUUUCAGUUCCCGCUGUACUGGUUCAGCGUGCCGGCCAUCCUGAAGGGCUGGAUGGAUAGGGUGCUGUGCCGGGGCUUUGCCUUCGACGUCCCAGGAUUCUACGAUUCCGGUUUGCUCCAGGGUAAACUAGCGCUCCUUUCCGUAACCACAGGAGGCACGGCCGAGAUGUACACGAAGACAGGAGUCAAUGGGGAUUUUCGAUACUUCCUGUGGCCACUCCAGCACGGCACAUUACACUUCUGCGGAUUUAAAGUCCUUGCCCCUCAGAUCAGUUUUGCUCCUGAAAUUGCAUCCGAAGAAGAAAGAAAGGAGAUGGUGGCUGCAUGGUCCCAGAGGCUGCAGACCAUCUGGAAGGAGGAGCCCAUCCCGUGCACAGCCCACUGGUACUUCGGGCAAUAACUCUGUGGCACGUGGGCAUCACGUAAGCAGCACACUAGGAGACCCAGGCACAGGCAAAGAGAAGACGGUGCUGUCAUGAAAUAAAAUUACAACAUAGCUACCUGG